This is a messenger RNA of Oryza brachyantha (malo sina), 1362 nucleotides long. RefSeq names its product putative secretory carrier-associated membrane protein 1. The record is from RefSeq and is a predicted model, not a curated record. Gene Ontology annotation, biological process: protein transport. The transcript has 13 exons. Bases 387 to 1190 code for a protein of 267 amino acids. Gene Ontology annotation, cellular component: trans-Golgi network membrane; recycling endosome membrane. NCBI's taxonomy places the organism in Eukaryota, Viridiplantae, Streptophyta, Magnoliopsida, Poales, Poaceae.
ACCAAUCCUCUCUCUCUCCCGUACUUUUCCAUGUUAUCAUUGGGCGCAACGGUUCUAGUUUUCAUUCCAUUCUAUAUGUGUAUUGUUUGUAUACGAGAGGAUAGGCGAGGUGUUAGUUUGUUCAUGUUUGGAUCCGACUGUCUGCCAUAGAUCUAAGGAAAAUGCUUUGAGUCAGAUGCCCAAUGCACCAUGAAAUAUCAGCCCCCCGCUCCAAACAUUUUUCUCUCAACCCCCACCUCUUGUUGUUCUACAUGCUCGUGUGACGAUGCGCAUGUGUAGUAUCCCUAUUGUAGGCUAGCAAUCGUGAGAAGGCAAAUUUUGUGGUACCGGAACAAGCACGUGGUAAGCCUGGAGGGCAGCCUAGUUAUGGCAGUGGUGCGUUCUACAUGCCGAAUACCAGGAAUGUACAUUCUAUGGCGAACUCACGACUCUCGCCCCUCCCUCCUGAACCAGCAACUUUUGGUGUAAUGGUGGAUAUCUCUCUUGACUCUUCAAAGGACUUGAAGAAUAGGGAAAAAGAGCUACAAGCUAGGGAAGCUGAAUUGAACAAGAGGGAGAAGGAGUUAAAGAGGAGAGAAGAGGCUGCAACACGAGCUGGUAUUGUCAUAGAGGAGAAAAACUGGCCUCCUUUUAUGCCACUCAUCCAUCAUGAUAUUACCAAUGAGAUACCGAGUCACCUUCAAAGAACACAAUAUGUUGCAUUUGCAUCAUUUAUUGGAUUAGUUUGUUGUCUCUCCUGGAACAUCAUUGCAGUUACUUCAGCUUGGAUCAAGGGGGAAGGUGUGAAGAUAUGGCUAUUGGCAAUCAUCUACUUUAUCGCUGGAGUUCCCGGUUCAUAUGUAUUAUGGUAUCGCCCUCUAUACCAUGCUAUGAGGACCGAUAGUGCCUUGAAGUUUGGAUUGUUCUUCUUGCUUUACCCGUUCCAUAUUCUUUUCUGUGUAUUUUCUGCUGUGGCUCCUCCUAUUGUCUUUGAGGGAAAAUCAUUAGCAGGAAUUUUGCCAGCAAUAGAUCUCAUCAGCACAAAUGCUUUGGUGGGGAUCUUCUACUUUGUUGGAUUUGGGUUGUUCUGUCUCGAAUCGUUGCUAAGCAUUUGGGUUAUCCAGCAAGUGUACAUGUACUUCCGAGGAAGUGGAAAAGCUGCAGAAAUGAAACGUGAUGCGACAAGGGGUGCUAUGCAUGUAGCUUUUUAACUAUGAAAAAAGAUGAUAGGUCUAAUUCAUAUCUCUCGUGGAUAGAUUAUGGUACAAAAAACUUAUAUAUUUCCUUGGUUGUUGAUUACAAUUUUGAAUUGUUAGUAUGUUACAAGUGACAUUGUAUGAGUUUUGUCAUUAUAGAGCUUGUGCAGUUGUUACCACUCUUAGU